AUGUUCGGCAACUUGGAGCACGCUACCCUGCGAUACAUCGCCUUCGCCAACCACUUGAUGAUUCUCAUCUCUUCAACCAUCGUCACUGGUCUUGUCUCUUGGUUCCUCCACAAGUAUGACUACCGCGGUGUUAACAUCGUCUACCAGGAAGUCAUCGCCACUAUCACUUUGGGCUUCUGGCUCGUUGGUGCCAUCUUGCCUCUCAUUGGCAGAUACCGUGGAUACUUGGCUCCCAUGAACCUGGUCUUCUCCUACCUCUGGCUCACUUCCUUCAUCUUCUCCUCUCAGGACUGGAGCAGCGGCAAGUGCGGCUUCGGCAAGCCUGGUGAGGGCCACUGCUCCCGCAAGAAGGCCAUUGACGCCUUCAACUUCAUCGGAUUCUUCUUCCUUCUGUGCAACACUAUUGUUGAGGGCAUCCUUCUCCGUGCCGAGUAUGCUACUCCCGCUGCUGCUCCCCACAACAAGGAGAUCUCUGCUGGCCGCCCCUCUGACAACUCUGUCUAA
This is a messenger RNA of Trichoderma breve, 504 nucleotides long. RefSeq names its product membrane-associating domain-containing protein. NCBI's taxonomy places the organism in Eukaryota, Fungi, Ascomycota, Sordariomycetes, Hypocreales, Hypocreaceae. Bases 1 to 504 code for a protein of 167 amino acids. The transcript has 3 exons. The record is from RefSeq and is a predicted model, not a curated record.